Molecule: messenger RNA, 2621 nt
Organism: Lingula anatina
Lineage: Eukaryota; Metazoa; Brachiopoda; Lingulata; Lingulida; Lingulidae
Source: RefSeq, a predicted model, not a curated record
GGUCACGUAUAUUCCACAUUUAGUUUUAAUAUUGCAUGUUUAGAUCUGCAAGAACGACGCAAAAUUCAUCUCAACGUGUACUGAGGAAGUGUUGAGGCACAGUCAACGAACACUGCUGAUAUUUCAUGUGAAAUUGUGAAGGCCUGUGUACACAUAUCUAGACUGGCGCAGGAAAGAGCCACAGUGACGGUCUGAUUUGAUCCGACUUCCCCGACUGCAGGCCUGACGAACAUCAAAACUGUCGAGCUACAUUACCGGGUAGCCAACCAAAAUGUUCAGAUGGUUCUGGCCAAGGCAGGAGGAGCCACCAGAGGGUGCUUUACGCAAGCUGGGCUGGGGGGAAAGCCUAUUUAUUGGAUUUAGCAAAAUCUUCAAGGGUGGCCAUUUAAAAUUUACCCUAUUCAUGAAAACCAAGGUUGACAUCACUCAUGAAACCAUGUACAAGGCUUUAGUUCAGGCGGCUCGGAGACACCCUCUUCUAAAAUCUAGGAUCAGUUACAAAGACGGGAAGUACUACUAUGUUCCUAUGUUAAACUGGGAAAGUAACCUGGAGUUGGAGACAACUGUAAGUGACGACUGGCAGGAAGCUUCUGCCAAAGGGUUUCGUAGAGGUUUUAACGACGAAAUCGGACCUUUAUGGCAUGCUUACUUGGUCGAAAUAACAAGAAAGGGACAACAGGACGAUGACAGCGCCGAUGCCAAACACCCCGAGACAAAGAGCUACGCCCUUGUCCUUAUGUUCAAUCAUGCCAUAAUAGACGGGAAAAGCGCGGCCGUAGUUUUGAACGACAUUGUUCAAAGUUUGAACUCGAUAAUUGAUAAUGUUCACAACUACAGCGCCGAGGAAGAGCUGAAAGUUGCCCCACCCCUUGAGAACGCCUUGCUUCCCGGAGUGCGUCCUGGCAUAUGGGAUUAUGUGAAAAUAUUCAAAUUCCUACGUCAGUUCUUGUCAGCAGCUAAAAAUCCGUACACUGAGCUUUAUCCAGCACGUAUUCUUAGAGAACCCGAUGUUGACAACGAUAUAACUAAGAUUAUUGAUUUCUCUGUACCUAUAGACCCCCUUCUCCAGCGAUGUCGGGCUGAGAAAGUCACCAUUCAAGCGGCAGUGACGGCAGCUUCGUGUUUGGCCAUGCUUGAUCUGCUGCGUAAGAAAGCCCCAGAGACGGAGAGACUACCCGCGCCAUCGAGUUACGUGGUAGAUUUUCGACGAUUCUGCGAGCCAGUAAUAGAACCUCAGUUCAUGGGGUUUUAUGCCAUAUCAAACACCAUGCCGCCACUCAAUGUUACAGGAAGUGUUACAGACAGCAAGGCAUUCUGGGACAUUGCCAGAGAAGCGUCUGCUGAAAUACGCCGAUACAUUUCAAAUCCCAAGGAACCAAUAAAAACAUUCCGCGUGAUGACCCAACUUCUUAACUUUGAAUCCCUUGGCAAGAAAAUGAAUGAAGCUAAGGAUACUGGGUUGCGUAACGGAGAAGCUUUUGGUAUUUCGAACAUUGGUGACAUUGAACCCUUAUUUCCCGCUGGAAGAGAGGGUGCCACUGUAGAAGCAACGAAGGUAUUAUGGGCUACAAAUGGCGCCAUGUUUUGUUCCCCCUUCUAUCAUUAUUUGUUGUCCAUGAGGGGUUUUCUGGUUUGGAGCCUCAACUGGUAUCCGAAUAUUUCCACGGAAGAGGAAGCAAUGGCGUAUGCAGAGAAAAUUCAGGAAGCACUGAAGAGUGCUGUCGACUGAUAUUCCGUAGUUGCAACUUUAAAACAUUAACGCUCGAUUCAUAGAAAUGAUGGAUCUCCUCAUUUUAAUGUUGUACAAAAAGUAUUAAGACGCAUUAAAGAAAGAGGUUGCCUGAUAUUAGAACUGUUGGAUAACAUACAACUUACAGUAGGCCUAUGUCUUAUUUUAUGCAAGGAUGUAUAUAUACAGUAUAUAUAUGUAUGUAAGUGUGAAGAGGCAUUGUAAAACGCUACGUCCUGAUAUCAUUUACAGUCACCAAAAGACUUUAAAAAUUAUACCCUUUGUGUGUGAAACUGAUAUGCAUAUAUAAACAUGUAUAAUAUAUACCCGUAGGCCUACGUGUUUUAAAGAAACUACUUCCCAUUGCUGUUACAGUGUAUUACGAAGGCUAGAUUUGUUAGGUGAUUAUGUACCUUUUCCAUGCUUGCAGGAUGUCCCAAGCUUAUCAUUAAUUUAUAAACCUUUGUAGUAAGAAGAUGAGUUUCACUCUGAGUUUCCUCGUUCACUUUUCCGUGUUCCGUCGUCAAACUGACUGUUAAACUGAUAGCCCGUAGGCCAGUAUAGUCUAUACUUCCCCCCUUUAGCUAAUUUCAUUCAUGUGCUUCAUGUGCUUUUCUGAUAGUUUAGCCCUUUGUCUGAGGUGGAUAAAGAGUAAGUAGUGCUGGUCACUGAUACUGGUAUUGCUCAUUAAAAUGUAGUGUAUAAUUUCUAAUGUGAUUUCUGUAAAGUUGCGAAUGAUUUGAAUUAUUUCUUAUUGGAAGUGUAGAAUGUGGAUAAUUACGUAGAGUAGCCCCUAAAGCCGAUGUAGUUAUGAUCCAUAUAUUUCUAUUGAAGAUUUAACCUCUUUAAAGCCAGUUUGGACCUUUUUGAUUGCCUAAAAUAAAAAAAGUGG